Messenger RNA from Nematocida major, 2790 nucleotides. RefSeq lists its product as uncharacterized. The transcript has a single exon. NCBI's taxonomy places the organism in Eukaryota, Fungi, Microsporidia. Gene Ontology annotation, molecular function: metalloendopeptidase activity. Bases 1 to 2790 code for a protein of 929 amino acids. The record is from RefSeq and is a predicted model, not a curated record. Gene Ontology annotation, biological process: proteolysis.
AUGUGGGUUGGGCUUUUUUUCCUAGUACGCUUGGCUGCCUGCUAUUAUAUAGACGAAAAAUAUAGGGAGUCUGCGGUGGAUGUGGAGAUCCAAGAAGACGCGCACAGAAACAUGUAUAUAAGCUUUGGGCUGAACGGAAUAAAAUACUCAUCAGUUGUAUGCCUGGACAAGCUCCAAAAAGUAGGGCGAAACUCGUACGCCACAUACAAUGCUGUCUACACGAAAAAGCACGAGCACGAGGAAACCAGCAAAGUGCCUUCACUGUGCGAGGCGCUUGAGGACGUCAACGGGUGGUUUAUCCGGGACAACAAAACACACUCCAUCAGGGGAGUUCUUGUGGACGAGGGAAAAAUUAUCCACAUAAAGCCGAAGGAGCUUCUUUUCCCAAAAAGCUCUCCCCGCGAGCUUGUCGCCUUUGUUGCGGACGAAGACUUUCCAGAGCACGUUUGCCAGCCCAUUGAGAUGGAGCCCGAGCAGAUAGAGUGCAACGAGCCCUUGGAGGACAACCAGCCGUACUUUGAAAGGGUGGCAGAGUACUUUAAGCGCCGAAAAGCGGACAGAGCUCCGCCCUCCAAAAAAGACCUAUUGGGCCGAAUUUCAUACUCUAUUGCCAAAAUAAGGCAGGAGAUUUUCUCGCUGUUCGGAUAUGCAAAAACGCACAAGGAGCGCGACGCAAGCACCGACUCAGACGACGAGCCCGAGGGGUCUGAAGACGCGUCGUCCUACGAAGGGUGGGAGGAGGCAAACCAGCGAAAGAAAGCCCUGGCGGUCCGCCAGGAGAUAGAAACCGCACGGGAGAAAAACAGGCGGAAAAACUGCGUUAGCUGCCAGGCCAACUCGCUUUACAGAAAACAAGAAAAAGAGGCUUUAGACCACAUGCCCAGCACAGCGGGCGCCAUCGCCGAGGCAGAGGCAUGCGAGGUCUUGGAGAAUGCUUUCAUGCUGGAGGACGAAAAGCCCAAGCCAGCGCACUCCCCCGAGCAAAGCACAGACGGCAGGCCGGGCAUAUCCAUUCAAGAUGUGCUGGUGGAGGAUACUAGCCUCGUUUUGGACGCACAGCCUUUUCCGGACGCCAGCACUUCUGGCGUGCUGGUUCUGUACGAGGGCGCAGGCAAAAGCACAGCGAGCGCGCCUCUGGGGGUCGGCCUCAAAAGCCGCUCUAUCGGCAUAGAAGGCACACGCGUCGAAGCUAACACCCAGGCCUUGCCCAAAGUAACACAGACAGGCGGCUCGGACAGCAAGGUGCACAGGGAAGAAAACGCGCAGAAGAAAGCCACGCAUUCCAAAACGCUGCCCACGGCCAAGGGAAAGGCAAAGCCCUCCAAGAGGGAGGCAGGCGGCGAAAGCAAGCCGCGCAAAAGCAAAAGGGCGCAGAAGGCUGAGCCAAGAAAAAGGGAGACCUCAUCGAAGAGAGCGCGGGAGAUAAAAGACCGGGUGGUUGGAAACACGUUUGUCACCACACGAAUUCCAAAGUCAAACAAAACCGUGAAAAAGGGAGAGGUUCUUUUUCUGGGAAUUCCGUACUACUCCCAGAUCUCGGAAGUCGACAGCGUGAUAAAAAAGCCGAACAACUAUGGAUUUCCCGUGGAAAAAAAGGCAAUUCCGGUGGCCGUGGCCAUUGACAGCCACUACAUACAGAAGCUUGGCUCUCGGCGAGAGGCCAUUUUUUCGGUGAUGGAGAACAUGAACAUUGCCAGCCGCAUAUACGAAAAGUCCUUCAACGUUUUGCUGUACGUAAGCGACAUCAUAAUUGACCAGCAGGCAGAGUGGUUCUACAGCCAGAGCGCUCUCCCCGAAAAGCUCGACCAGCUGGAAAGGUACCGCGCAACCAAAAACAAAAAGUGCAUGUUGUACCACCUUGUGACGGUCUCCUUUUCCAAAACCAUGCAGAUUGGCCUGGCCUGGCGGAGCGCCAUAGGGUUCAAGUCUCUGAAAAACAUCAGUGUAAGCACGUUCACGCAGAACCAGUUUAUUACAAUUGCGCACGAAAUCGGCCACAAUUUAGGGCUUCUCCACGACUGCGACGACCAGUCGUGCAAGAACGCAAACAAGCUCAACUAUCCGUGCAACCCCUGCGAAGGGUGCAGCUGCAAGGGCCAGUACAUAAUGAACCCAAAGAAGGCACCGAAUCUUCUGUCUUUUUCCCCGCCUGCGCAGAAAGAGAUGAGCAUUAUCCUUGCAGGCUUGGACACAGAAAUGCCAAACGCAGACGAAGUCGAGAUGCCAUACCCCAUCUGCGGGAACGGCCUGGUUGAGGAGGGGGAGGAGUGCGACGCCGGCCCGUUUGGCGACGCCUGCUGCACGCCGGACUGCAAGCUGCGCAUAAACGCACUGUGCUCAGACUUCAACAGCGGGUGCUGCAAUGGAUGCCAGCCAGCAAAGGCAGGAACCGUUUGCCGGAAGUCCCAAAACGAGUGCCAGAAAAGCUCGGUCUGCGACGGGAGGUCGGCCAAAUGCCCUUCGGUGUCUUUUUUCGAAAACAGGAAAAAGUGCUCUCUUGGCUUCUGCGCCAACGGAGUGUGCACAAGCAAAGACGCGCAGUGUGUGAUGGGCGGCAUAAAAAGGUCUAUUGUGUCUGCUUUCCCCGGGUACAAGGGGUGCGUCAUGAAGUGCCUAAACAUAAACGGAGACCCCAUUAUACUCAACAACAGAGCGUUUCGCGACGGCACGCCCUGCGGGUGGAGCGGCGUGUGCGCACAGGGGAAGUGUGUGAAGGACACAGGCCUGGCUGCCAUGUCCGUGCUGGCGUUUAUAGCUGGCCUUUUUCUGAUCGCCCUUGCUUUAAUGUAG